Molecule: messenger RNA, 1944 nt
Organism: Penicillium brevicompactum
Lineage: Eukaryota; Fungi; Ascomycota; Eurotiomycetes; Eurotiales; Aspergillaceae
Product: RanGTP-binding protein
Exons: 5
Coding region: 1-1944 (647 amino acids)
Cellular component (GO): nucleus; cytoplasm
Molecular function (GO): GTPase regulator activity
Source: RefSeq, a predicted model, not a curated record
AUGGAUACCUUCCUGACCGGGCUUACCCGCCAGGCGAUGAACUAUGCUAUACGCUCGGGAAUCACAAUCACUGCGAGCUAUGCUAUGCGCCAGUCAUCUCGCCUUCUCAAAAAUGUUGAAAGCGAAGAUCGCGAUGAGCUACUUGCAUUGCAGCAACGACUGGAAAGCAAGAUCCAAGUUAUUGCUCCCUCGAUUGAUAUGAUCGAAUUAAUUGCUGCGCGGGGCAAUACGUCAUUGGAAUCCGCUGUCAGUCUCACCAAGUCUCUGAGGUGGGAUAUCCAAGCCUUAGGGCAGCGGUUAGCCAAGGCUGCCUCCUCUGAAGAGUUGAGGCGAAAAGGGGCUAAAUCAUCCAAAGACCUGCCGCAUGCCGCAGCAGAGCUCAAGCUCAUCAUCAAAGACAUCAAAAAGCUGUUAGUACGAAUCGAAGAUGCCGUGCCACUUAUGAAUUUGGCUAUCACUACUUCUGGUGCCAAACUUUCCACGAAUCUACCAGCAACAGUUUCGCCGUCACGGCUUCUCCAGGCUAGUGCAUUCCUUAACGCAGGUGACUCGCUGUACUCCAUGUCCCCGUCCCAGGCCGCUCAAGUGGGGCCCACAUUCACGCUAUCAAUGUACAUGCUGUUCGCUAGCCAUUUGCGACCCCAUGAUGAGGAAUCUGUGCGGGAAGCGACAUGGAAGGAAGUCAUGCACAAGGCGCGUUUGAAGCUACGACGUGUUCCAAUACGCUCGCUGCAGUCUCCAGAUCAGCAUCCAAAAGGCGGGCUUCCAGGGCCAGCUGGAGCUGAUGAAUAUGCAUACCAAGUUUUGCUGAUUGAAGACCUGGACGAUGGGCGCGUUCAUACUUUUGACGAGAAUGAACCACAGCCCUCAAGCUACGAGGGUGUACCCAGUGCAGGCAUACGGGAAAUCCUACCCAUUCACCAGAUUUCCAAGAUCUUUUAUGCCGAUACGGGGAAGAUUCUCAACAUAAGUACAGAAGGAGAAACGAACAAUCCGAUACUUCUCUUGAAGCGAGAUGUGAAUGCUCUUCCUCCUCGGCGGAUGAUGGAAAGCGAUGAGGUAGACAACUUUUCCCCGGAGGAGUCGGAAGAUGAACCAGAAGACGAAGAGCAAGCCCAGCUCGACGCACAGCUGAAUGGAAACGAGCAUUCAACGAAUGAAAGUUUCAGCUCGCUCCACCAAGACUCCAUACCAGAAGAAUGGCGCCUGCCAUCUGGACUGGAUCCCGAAUGGAUUGCAUUUGAAGUUUUUAACGAAGACGAAACGUCUGAUACAGACUCCGACACCGAAGCUGGCGAUUCUUCAACAGCCGAAACUUCAAUUGACCCAACACUAAUCGCCAACCUAUCCAUAGAAGAAAAAGGCCAUUCUUCGCUUUCAUCACCCUCAUCACCUCGUGGCAAAAAAUCGACUCAAUCAGCUGCCACAACAACUGUCUCGAACCCCCUCUUCAACAACGUCCGUACCUCACUCUCCCAACUUGAGACACUCCUCCGCUUGACGUCCCUGCAACAAUUCCAACAACAAUCCCAUCUGUCUAUCAGUGACGAACUCCUGAACUUCUUCUUAGAAGAAUCCUCUACCACCGGUGCUGGCGGCGACGAACAACACCGCCAACGGCUCCGUUCCGAUGCCCGUCGCCGUGUUGGCUGGGACCCUUACAAUGAAAGCCCCGUCAAACAUCGUGGUGAGGACUAUCAAUACGGCUGGGAGCCUGGUAGCAGCCCUUAUCAACACAGCGGAGAUCCCUACUCCCCCAGCGGACGCGCGCAGGGCUUCCAUCUUCGUUCUAGGGAGAACACACCCGAAACUCCGGUGCGCAAGGGUUCACCCAAUGUCCGUCCCAGCGGUCUACGUGGUAUGACUCCGGCGUAUGGCGACUCUCCUCUUUCCAAAAAGGGGUAUUCAAACCUCAGAGAUGAAGAGACCAGAACUGCGGAAUGA